This is a messenger RNA of Gymnodraco acuticeps, 5605 nucleotides long. RefSeq names its product CREB regulated transcription coactivator 3 (gene crtc3). The record is from RefSeq and is a predicted model, not a curated record. Gene Ontology annotation, molecular function: cAMP response element binding protein binding. Lineage: Eukaryota; Metazoa; Chordata; Actinopteri; Perciformes; Bathydraconidae. The transcript is spliced from 15 exons. Gene Ontology annotation, biological process: positive regulation of transcription by RNA polymerase II; protein homotetramerization. Gene Ontology annotation, cellular component: nucleus; cytoplasm. Bases 1107 to 3131 code for a protein of 674 amino acids.
UCUCGCAGUAGUAUGAGGAUAACAAGCCAGCGGAUCUGAGUUGCUGUUACAAGCAGUGUCAACCCACGCUAAUAAACUGAAAACAUUGGCAGUAAUCUCUCAGAAGACUUCUGCUUCAGCAGCGACGAAGGAGAAACGCUUUUCUUUCGGCGUUGUUUGUUUAUUUUCACCGGAGUCGUCGGCUUGGAGUUUGUCUGAAAUCUCUUCGCUGUCCGUGGAUUAACAGAAGAAGACCCGACUCCUAAAAAGCGCUGUGAUAUCAGUUUAAGAGUGAAAUGUUGGAUUAUUUUCCUGCAUCACAAGUGAAUAGUAGUGUUGUGGAGGUUUCACAAUUGUUCUGGUAACAUAAAGUCGAUAUUGAGUUUACGCCCGGACCAGUCCAGCGGACACUUCUUGAAAUAUAAUUUACCGAACAAACCUUUGCCCAUCUGCUCGGGAGCUUUGCUAACGUUAGUAGCGAUAUUUAGCUAUCGAGGCUAACAACUUUCUCUUACACAAGCCUCAAGUCUGCUUCACAUUGCUCGUUUAAAAGUAUGUUAGAUGUUGACCGAGGUCGAGUGUAUGAAAGUUGGCAAAGUGCGUUUUUCUUAAUUGUUGUGAUGGCACUGACAGCAGUUUAGCUCACUUGGCUAGCUGCGGCUGUUACCCUACUGUUCACCUCCAGCAUUAUGUUAGCCAUGACAGCUAACGUUACGAUAACGACAGAUUCAAACAAGUGGUUCGCUGGAAAUAUGAAGUUAUAUUGUACCAGUAAUUUAUUCUAAUAAACACGUAAUUCUGAUUGGGAGUUAUUAAAGUUACAUUGUAAACACAUAAUUUACGGACGCUUUAUUUACUCACAGAAAAAUAAGACAACUUUUAUAAACUGGAGCUUUAACGUUAGCUUAGCUAAGUUAGCUACUAGCUCCGCUCACAGUAGCGACUCGGUUGUGAUUCUGCAGCAGUUGACACUGAAUUAACUUUAACCAAACAGCGAUGUGUGGUAUGUUUUUAAAACUCUAAUGGGUUCACCGCACUGCUCACUGGAAGAUUUUGGACAGUAAACUCCCAGCCCCAUCUAUCACUUUUUUCAAAGUAGCUGAAGUUGUACAACUGCGGCCCGCACGAUGUCCGGCUCCCCGGGCACAGGUGGCUCAAACCCCAGGAAGUUCAGCGAGAAGAUAGCCCUGCACAACCAGAAGCAAGCAGAGGAGACGCGGGCCUUUGAGCAGCUCAUGACAGACCUCACUGUUUCACGGGUGCAGUUUCAGAAGGUCCAGCAGCUUCGCUUGACUCAGUCCCGGGCACAGUACUAUGGCUCUCUGCCUAACGUCAAUCAGAUUGGCAACACCACCACUGAAUUCCAGGGGGGCUUUCCGUCAGGAUUGGACUCUGUCAGAGGGACCCGCCACCACGGGCUGGUGGAGAGGGUCCACCGGGACCGCAACCGCAUCAACUCCCCCCAUCGCCGACCCGUUGACAAGCACGGACGACAGAUAGAGAGCUCUCCGUACGGAGCCGUCUACCUGUCUCCCCCUCUGGACAACAACUGGAGAAGGGAACAGCAGCCAUGGACUGAGGAAAAACGGCCUGGGUUUAGAUUAAUAUCACAACUCAACAGAACCAACUCAGAUUCGGCUCUCCAUACAAGCGCUAUGAACCCAAACCCUCAGGACCCCUUUGGCAUGAACCAGCAGAUGGGUCGAGGUCCCUCCCUGCGCAAUGGCUGGAAUGCAGCCAGUGUGAUUGAGGCGGAGGUGGACAGCUCCGGAAACGUCUUCUCCUUCCCCACGCUGAAUAACGAGGAGAACCUAAUAGGUGUCAGUAAGCCCCUUCCCAAGCAGCUGUGGGAGGCUAAGAAGGUCCAGUCUCUGUCAUCAAGGCCGAAAUCAUGUGAAGUGCCUGGAAUAAACAUAUUCCCGUCCCCGGAGCAGAACCCGGGUCUGUCCCAAUACCAGGGUUUGUUAAACACCGGGGGCUCCCUGCCCGACCUCAGCAACCUGCACUUCGCCUCCCCUCUCUCCACCCCUCUGGACCCGGAGGACAAUGGAGGGUACCCCAACCUCAGCGGGGGCAGCAGCACCGGAAACCUGCCGGCCGCCAUGAUGCACCUCGGCAUCGGCAACUCGCAGGGUCUCUCCUCCUCUCUGAGCAAUCCCUCGAUCCAGGCGUCCCUCAGCAACUGCCAGCUGCAGUCGUCGCUCAGCAAUCCCUCCAUCAAUUCGUCCUUGCGCAUGUCCAGCAACUCCCCCCGGCGACGGACAGCACCCAUCAGCCCUCUGACAUUGUCUCCAGGGACCGAGCAGCGAAGGGGUCUGGCCAAGCAGCUGUCUCCCACCAUGUCCCCCUCGCUGUCCCCCAUCACACAGGGAGUUCCUCUGGAUACCAGCAACAUGCCAAGGGAGCCGCCCCCACCCUAUCCGCUUUACCAGCAAUCCCAGCAUGCAGUGGACCAGGGCCGACAAUGCCACCAGCAACAACAACAACAACAACAACAGCAGCAGCAGCAGCAACAACAACAACAUCAACAACAACAACAGCAGCAGCAGCAACAACAACAACAGCAGCAACAUCAACAACAACAACAACAACAACAGCAGCAGCAGCAGCAACAGCCUCUUUCCUCUCUUCAGAACAUCCCUCUGGACUUCAACACGAGCCAACUCAACAACAUGUCAGCCUUCUUCAACGACCCCUUCAUGGAGCAGCAGUUCAAUCGCCAGACCAAGUCCAACCCUUAUCAGUUCGACCAGUUCUCUCUGUUGGAGAGCGCGAUGAGCUCCACGGCGGGGGGGUCUUGCUUUGACCCCUCCUCCUCCCUGCUCUACUACUCCCAGGCUGCCCUCUCUGGGCUGGGGGGCAGCCACGGCAGCCUGCAGGACCCCAUGCACAUGAGGUCCAACAUGUUGUACUCUAACUGCAGCGGAGGCCUGCCCAACAUCAUCCUCACUGAUGACUCCAGCCUGUCGAAGGACAUCAGCAGCGCGCUCUCCACGGUGCCUGAGUGUUUCGACUCGGAGGGCUGCUUCCCGCUGGAGGACGAGCUGCACAUCGAGCCCCUCGGCCUGGACGGACUGAGCAUGCUCAGCGACCCCGACAUGGUGCUGCCGGACCCCUCCGUGGAGGAUACUUUCCGCAGCGACAGACUCUGAACACACACACACACGUGGAUUUGCAGUGUAAAGAGUGUACAAAUCUGACAUGUGCAUGCCAACAAUCUCUAUAUGCAUAGUGCAUGCAUCCACUGAGAUUCAUCAAAUGUGAAGUAUACACACACCUUUUAAGGAGGAGACUUUUGAACAAACACUGUUUACUCCUGCUUGGUGCAGAGUCCCCCUCACACAUCUCUAAGACGGUGUUUUGAAUGAGAUGCGUCGAUGCAGUAGUUGGGAUUCAAAUCAGCGCCAGGAGCAGAAACAGGUCCAGUUCUGCACUUCAAAAGAAGCACGUGAAACAAUCCCCGCUUCUCCUGCUCUCUCAUCGCCAGCUCACAGCCCCCCUGAAGCCAUGGCAACCACAUCACCAUGGUUACGCAGCAUAGCAACCCCAUCGCCACACCGAAGAGCAGCAGGAAUGCCGACACAUGCUUUUCCUUUCCUCACGGCUCCUGUAAACGAGGAGUGAGCCGUUCACAGCUGGAGUAAAGAAACUACUUCAGGCUCCUGAACAAUCAUGGUAAAAAUGAAGACUAAAAAGAUUCUUGUUUAUAAAUGUAUUUCUUUGCAUAUGUUACCAGAUUAUUUUUCAAAUGUUUGCCACAGAUCUAUACAUUUGAAUAUACAUACAUAUAAAUAUAUAUAUAUAUCAAUUGCAGUCUGAUUAGAAUGUAUUUCAAACUCGAAGCAAAAAGGGCAAACUGUUUACAAAAGAUGAGAUUGAAUAAGUCAAUAUUACUUAGAGAUUUUCUAAUUAAUAAAGAGAUACAAUUCUACGACGAAUAAAUGCUAUAUUUUCCUUACAAUUUGGUUGGAUACUCCCCCCCCCUCCCCUCCCCCUACCCCCCCCGGCUGUGGUUUCCUCAAGCAGAUCUUUGGCAGCACUGGGACAGCGUCAAAUUCAACUUUGAAAAUAUUUUUUUUAAACUUUGUUUCCCUCUUGUUAUAAAUACUUCUAUGUACAUUCAUUGCAUAAGUUUUAUUUUACAUUUUUUACUGACUCGUUAUGGCGCUUUCACUGUACUUUAAAUAGUGUCGUGAAUAAGGGCUGCGUUACUGUGGAUCCAUGAUGCCCACAAAUAGCUGUUUGCAUCCGGCUUCCUGUCCCGUGUUGUUGCAGUGAACCCCCCCACCCCCCAUCUGAACAGUUACUCAGAAAGUCAUCAUGUGGACAUCGGACAUCAUGUAACAUUGCACUUAACCUCUUUUGCACUAAUUGGUUCACAGUGUGUAGACUCAACUGAUAUUGUAAAAACUGGUAGGAUCCUCUUUUUUUGUUUGUUUGUUUUUACCUAAUAACCCAAAGAAGUUGAAUGAAGCCAUUAUUGAGAAAAGUGACACCUUAUGUGACUAAUAUAUAUAUAUAUAUAUAUAUAUAUGUAAAGUCACUGCACAUGAAAGCACCAGCAAGGGGUGUUUGGUUUUCGAUAUGUGAGAAAGUAUACAUUUUAUUUCCUUGGCUUUGAUCUAUAGUGAUGUGUGUUUGUACAGAGCUCAUAUUUACAUUUGAUUAUGUAAUAACCCGGCCUUCAGGGCAUUGAGUGCCCCCUGGUGCCUGUUUAAAUGACAUCAAAACGCUUUCUUUUAUGUGUCUGAAAAAGAUUCGGAGCAAAAAAUGCCCUCCUUUUUUUUUGGCUCCUCUUAGCUAUGCAACCUUUUUCAGUUCAGUGCAACCUGUUGAACAGGUGCGCCUUGUGCAUUAUGCAGUGUUCACAAUGUGGGGGAUCAAAUUAGCCAGAAAUCACAAUAUUACAUGUGUCCAGUGUCCACAGUGUGUGUCGACUCUCGAUCGAUAAGAAGAGCGCCUGCUGGCAUCGAACGGAUCAACAGUCGGAGAACAAGGAUGUCGUGGAGGAGGAUUUUAAAACUUGUGCAUCAUUUUGGACAAAUGGUGCAUGGCACUGUUUGUGUUCCGAAGGCGUCGCACUGAGUGGACUGUGGGCUCUCCCAGUGUAUGAAAGAGAUUCAGGGGUGUUGGGGUUGAUUUCUAAGAGUUUAUAUAUUCAGCUAUUAUACAUUUUGACCUGCUCUCUUGUUAGUUCUUAAGACAGUGGGAUGGAGCCACUUUGCUGUUAAUUGUGUCUAAAGUGUUUUCUUUUCCUCCCUCUUUCCCCUGCUGUCUGAACGCCUGCCUUCUGCUGCCUUAACAUGUUGUAUUUUGACUUGACAUAUUCCAGCAGUAACCUGUAUCUGCUAGUUAUCCCCUCCCUUUAGCUUUAGCUCUGUUUGGUACUAACUGCGCUUUGUCCUUUUCUGUCUCUUAGUCUCACUGUUUUGUUUUUUAGUGUAUUCCUUUUUUUAGCAAAAUGUACAGUUCUGUUAUUUAAAUAAUUUUUUGUCCACUAGUGUUACUACUUUUUAUUUGUAAUGUCAUUUGUUUUUCCCCGAGAUAUAAAAUGUUGUUGGUUUGUAAUGUAUGUUAUAGUGCUUAUCUUUCUGAUUUAAUAUAAACAAUAAAACUCUAUACUAUA